UAAAGUGGUGGACGUUAGCUACCGUGAGGUAACCGCUCACGUUGUGUUCCUCCAAAAUGAAUAUUUGGUGGCGUUAAUUAGGGGUUUUGGGCGCGGUUUUUUUUGUUUGGUUUAGUACGCUGGGUAUUUAUUAUGAAUACGGUUAAUCUGACGCUAAAAUCUCUGACCUUGUUUGUUGUGAGGCGCCCGUCGGCGGCUCGCCCCGGCGCAGUCUCCCGCAGUGACGCUGGUUUCCAUGGGGCUGUUUUCCAGCUUCUCCGGACGAUGGCGACGAUGAGCGCAGGCAGCUCCAAACAGCGAGACGCCCUCCGGCGAGUCAAGUCUAAGGAGGGCAGAGGCAAACGAACCGGUGAGCAUGGGCCCACCAACGUGUACGUGCAGGUGGUCGGUGCGGGGGCCCGGGACAAUGGGCCCUCCCUGUACGUGUUCUCCGAGUUCAACAGGUACCUUUUCAACUGCGGCGAAGGCACACAGAGACUCAUGCAGGAACACAAGUUGAAAGCCGCCCGCUUGGACAACAUAUUCCUCACCAGACUGAGCUGGGAAAACGUUGGGGGCUUAUCAGGAAUGAUAUUAACCUUGAAGGACACUGGGGUCCCUGAGUGUGUCCUUUCUGGACCACCACAAUUGGAAAAAUAUUUAGAUGCCAUAAAGGUCUUCUCCGGACAACUGGAUGACAUCAAGAUAUCGGUGCGACCCUACACCGAGACAUACACCGAUGACACAAUGACAGUUUAUCAAGUGCCAAUUUUUGCUCACUCGAGAGGCAAUGACAGAAAACACUCCCCCUCCAGGCCAGGGAGGCGCAGCCCGUCGCGCAGUUCUGCCCAGUCCCAGACGAGGGGGCUGUGGAACCCAGACAACGAUGUGAAGAUUAACACUGAUAGUGUUAAGAGAGAAUGCGCAGACGGUCCAGGAGAAAGAACAAACAGCACAAGGGAUACUAAAUUGGUGGUUGCAUUUGUUUGCAAGCUUCACGCUAAGAAAGGAAAUUUCUUGGUCACUCCAGCUAAAGAGCUCGGGCUGCCCGUCGGUACAGCGGCAAUCGGUCCGCUCAUUGCAGAGCUGAAGAAAGGGAAAAGCGUCACGUAUGAAGGGAAAGAGAUUCGGCCUGAGCAAGUUUGUACUCCUACAGACCCCGGACCUGCCUUUGUUGUUGUGGAGUGCCCCUCAGAAGAGUUUACUGAAGCUGUUUGCACCAACAAGCAGCUCAGCAGGUACCAAACAGAAGGGACAGAGGAUGCUGCUGUGUUAGUGGUCCACAUUACUCCAGAAUCUGUCCUGAAAACAGACAAGUACAAACAGUGGAUGGAGAGGUUUCCAAGCACGACGGAGCAUCUCAUACUAAAUGAACAAGUCUCUACGGUCCACAACAUCAGAAGCCACAAGAUCCAGACUCAGUUGAAUAUGAUUCACCCGGAGAUCUUUCCAAAACUCAAGACUUACAAAACAAAGGAGGCUCAGGCCACCCUGCAUGACCCCAGUGUCCGAGCCGAGUCUCUGCUCAAGUUCCAGCUUAGACCCGUAAUGCAGUGGCAACGGGAUGCAGUCCCCUCCUGUGACACUGAGGAGUUUGUGAAGGAGGCUGCAGAGGUCCCUGACUUUCUCCAAGAAGUGGAAAAGUGCAAGCAGUUCUGCUCCACCGAUGCUGCAGUGCUGUCUGGGCAAGCGGCGAAGUAUCCAGAGGUGGUUUUCUUAGGAACGGGAUCUGCACUUCCCAUGAAGAUCAGGAAUGUCAGUGGCACGCUAAUUAAUAUCAGCCAGAGACAGUCCGUGCUGUUGGACUGUGGCGAGGGAACCUUCGGUCAGCUCUGCAGACAUUAUGGGGACGGUGUGGACGAAGCUCUCUCCAAGAUAUCAACAGUUUUCAUCUCACACCUGCAUGCCGACCACCACACAGGGCUGCUGAAGCUGCUGUACCAGAGGGAAAGAGCCAUGACAACUCUAGGAAUGGCGUUCAGCCCCAUCUGUCUGGUCGCUCCAGUCCAGAUCAUGACCUGGCUCAACCAGUAUCACAACUACUGCGAGGAGAUCCUCAGACAUUUCAACAUUGUCCCGAGCAAUUAUUUGUGUGAGGGUGCCGAGGUGCAAAGACAAGAGACCAAGUCAGUCAUCCAAACUUUGCUGAAGCACAACGAUCUGGAGAAGUUCCAGACGUGCCGCGUGCGUCACUGUAAGAAUGCCUUCGCCUGCAGCAUCACCCAUAAGUCUGGCUGGAAGCUGGCGUUUUCUGGUGACACCAUGCCGUGCGACGCCUUCGCCCACAUAGGAAAGAAUGCAACAUUACUUAUUCACGAGGCCACCUUAGAAGACGGGUUGGAGGUGGAAGCGGUGGAGAAAAGGCAUAGCACCACCUCCCAGGCCAUCGGUAUGGGCGUGAAGAUGAACGCUGACUUCAUCAUGCUGAACCACUUCAGCCAGCGCUACGCCAAGAUCCCUCUGUUCAGCGAAGACUUCACUGACAAAGUGGGAAUCUCGUUUGACCACAUGAGGAUCCGGUUCGGAGAAUUCAGAGUCCUCCCGAGGCUAAUUCCCCCGCUCAAAGCCCUCUUUGCUGAGGAAAUUGGUGAGAUGGAGGGGCGGCGAGAGAAGAGAGAGCUGAGGCAAGGUAAAGGAUUCGGCACCAACAUCAAUGGUGAGCAGAGGACGCCUGAGGCAGACCGAGUCACCAAACGAGACCAGGAGGACGAGCUGGCAACGUUGCAUGGCACAGAGGCCAAGAGACAGAAGGUGUUGAAUUAGAAUUUGAGGUCAGAGUAACAGGACUUUUACCUUAUGGAGAAAGCCAAGAGGUUUCUAAUUUAAAUUCAUUAUGUGGGAAUACUUUCAGAAUAUGAGCUUUUAGUUUGGCCUGGUGUGUUUUCAACCGCUUGUGCUAUCAGCGUGUAUACAUCUUUUGCAUUGCAGUGUCCGCUCAAAGAAUAAAGUAAUGUCUG
Messenger RNA from Lampris incognitus (smalleye Pacific opah), 2936 nucleotides. It is a transcript of the gene elac2, whose product is annotated as elaC ribonuclease Z 2. Gene Ontology annotation, cellular component: mitochondrion. The transcript is spliced from 24 exons. The coding region runs from base 133 to 2742 and encodes 869 amino acids. Lineage: Eukaryota; Metazoa; Chordata; Actinopteri; Lampriformes; Lampridae. The record is from RefSeq and is a predicted model, not a curated record. Gene Ontology annotation, molecular function: 3'-tRNA processing endoribonuclease activity. Gene Ontology annotation, biological process: mitochondrial tRNA 3'-end processing.